This is a messenger RNA of Schistocerca piceifrons (Central American locust), 4134 nucleotides long. RefSeq names its product zinc finger protein 99-like. Lineage: Eukaryota; Metazoa; Arthropoda; Insecta; Orthoptera; Acrididae. The transcript has a single exon. The record is from RefSeq and is a predicted model, not a curated record. The coding region runs from base 156 to 2228 and encodes 690 amino acids.
CAACACAAGGGUUCAGUACCAAUACAGAAGAUGUGACUAUUGAUAAGGAAUGCUCAGUUGCCACCCAAUAUGACUGUAGUACGAGGGAAAAGGAAUUACAUGUAUAUAGCUGUAAUUUCUGCCAACAGAGCUUUUCUUCAAAAUACAGACUCAUAAUGCAUGUGUUUAUGCACAUUGAUGGAACGCAACCACCUUCGUAUGAUUGUAAGUGGUGUGGUGAGGUAUUUCACAGUAAUGUUGGCUUGAAAAAGCAUAUGACAAUGAGUAAGAAUUGUCAAGUUUUAACUGCUGACAGUCAUGAAAAAUAUGCACAUAGUGAUGAGCAUCAAACCACUACCUCGUUGGAUAGCGAGGCAGAAGUUUCUGUCACAGAACACAAUGACCAGUCUUCAUGUAAGGAAACUUGGAAAGAUUCAAAGAAGCCCUCUAAUGACAUAUGUAACACACAUAUGACAAAUGAUAGAGAGAAAACAAGUAAUUAUGGAACUUUGUCUAUAGCUGUUAAUGUCAGCGCCCAGGCUGAUCUACUUACUGCCAACAGAACUGACAGAUGUGGUAUUUGUGGCAAAUUGUUUGCUAGGUCAGGUGAUCUCGAGAGACAUGUUUCCAUUCAUACUGGGAAAAGACUUCACAAAUGUGAUUUUUGUGAGAAAUGGUUUGCCCAGUCACGUUAUCUAAAGGCUCACACAUUAAUUCACACUGGAAAGAAACCUUACAUGUGCGAGAUUUGUGGGAAAUCUUUUACUAUGUUAGGUGGUCUUAAGAAACAUUCAUUACUUCACACUGGAAAUAAACCUCACAAAUGUGAGAUUUGUGGGAAAUCAUUUACUAUAUUAGGCAAUCUUAACAAACAUAUAUUAAUUCACACUGGCAAGAAACCUCACAAAUGUGAGAUGUGUGGGAAAGCUUUUGUGUUUUCAAGCUAUCUGAAGGCACACUCAUUAAUUCACAAUGGAAGGAAACUUCACAAAUGUGAGAUUUGUGGGAAAUCUUUUACUAUAUUAGGUAAUCUGAAGAAACAUUUAUUAAUUCACACUGGAAAUAAACCCCACAAAUGUGAGAUUUGUGGGAAAUCUUUUGCUAGGGCAGAUCAUUGCAAGACACACACAUUAUUUCACAUUGGAAAUAAACGUCACAAAUGUGAGAAUUGUGGGAAAUCUUUUACUAUAUUAGCCAAUCUUAACAAACACUUAUUAAUUCACACUGGAAAGAAACCUCACAAAUGUGAGAUUUGUGGGAAAUCUUUUGCUGCGUCAGGCUAUCUCAGGAAUCAUGUUUUAAUUCACAGUGGAAAGAAACCGCACAAAUGUGAGAUUUGUGGGAAAUCUUUCACUAUGUCAAGCCAUCUCAAGAAACACGUAUUAAUUCACACUGGAAAGAAACCCUACAUGUGCGAGAUUUGUGGGAAAUCUUUUACUAUGUUAGGUGAUCUCAACAAACAUGUAUUAAUUCACACUGGAAAGAAACCUCACAAAUGUGAGAUUUGUGGGAAAUCUUUUACUGUAUUAGGCAAUCUUAACAAACAUGUAUUAAUUCACAAUGGAGAGAAACCUCACAAGUGUGAGAUUUGUGGGAAAUCUUUUACUAUGUUAGGUGAUCUCAAGAAACACUCAUUAAUUCAUACUGGAAAUAAACCUCACAAAUGUGAGAUUUGUGGGAAAUCUUUUGCUAGGGCAGAUAAUUGCAAGACACACUCACAAUUUCACACUGGAAGUAAACGUCACAAAUGUGAGAUUUGUGGGAAAUCUUUUACUAUAUUAGGCAAUCUUAACAAACAUUUAUUAAUUCACACUGGAAAGAAACCCCACAAAUGUGAGAUUUGUGGGAAAUCUUUUACUAUGUUAGGUGAUCUCAAGAAACAUGUAUUAAUUCACACUGGAAAGAAACCUCAUAAAUGUGAGAUUUGUGGGAAAUCUUUUACUAUAGUAGGCAAUCUUAACAAACACGUAUUAAUUCACACUGGAGAGAAACCUCACAAAUGUGAGAUAUGUGGGAAAGCAUUUGCGUUGUCAUGCUAUCUGAAGGAACACAUAUUAAUUCACACUGGAAAGAAACCUUACAUGUGCGAGAUUUGUGGGAAAUCUUUUACUAUGUCAGGUAAUCUCAAGAAACAUUCAUUAAUUCACACUGGAAAGAAACCUCUCAAAUGUGAGAUCUGUGACAAAAGUUUCACUUACUUGGAUACUCUCAAGACACAUGCAUUACUUCACGUCAGAAAGAAAAUGUAAUUAUGUGUUAGUUUACACAAAUAGGUUUUCGUGGUUGGUGCCCUGAAGGCCUAUAAAAUAAUGUAUGUACCAGGGGACAAUAAAUUGUACUUUCGGUGAAAUAACUUUAAAAUCUAGUAGAAUUGUGAAAAAACUUGUAAUGAUGUGUAGUAUAGAGUGCUAACAGAUAAUGUGACAAAAAAUUCAUAUAUGUAGCUUCAGAUGCCAUGAAAUCGUAUUACCAAAUACUCAAGAAACAUGAAUCAAAUAUGUUUUUGUCAUUAGCACUGCUGCUUUUUCCUAUUACCUUGUGACAAGAAGAUUGUGAAUUGUGAUAAAUCCUUACAUUUGUCAGUAAUCAUAAGUAUCUUGCAAUAUUCAGUAUAAGGCCAAGGAAAUGUGAUGACUUGCUGCUUAAUAUUCCAAACAAAGUCAUCAUGUAGUACAUGUAACUCUGUAUUUUAGAAACAGUGACUGUAAAAAGCACUUGCUUCAUUGAGGCUAGUAAACUCAAUACUGGAGAAACAUGAUUAUAACAAUUAUUUUACUCAGAUAUGUUUUCGCAAGAGACUUGGUGUGUCAUUAAUAGUGUGUACAUUUGUGUUCUGUUGGUAGUAAUCCUGCAUUAGUAAACGUAACAACAAAUAUAAGAACCUGCUUAAUAGCAUAUUUGGCCACCUUUGGAAUACAGUAGUUUGAAAAUUCUAAAUGAUAUGGACUUGACACAUCAUUUACAUGUUUCUGGGUGUAUGUUGCACCAGUUGUAUUCCACACGUUUAGAUUAGCUAAAUGGUAUGGUCAAGACAUCAGUGUUAGUUACCAUGCUACUCAGACCAUGCACAUGUGACAUGGACAAUUAUCCUGCUGAAAGAUGCCUCCACUAUGGGAGACCACACCAGGAAUGAAGGAAUCCAUGCAGUUGCAAUAAAUGUCACGUAGUCUGCAACUGUCAUGAUGCCUUCUGUUGCUAACAGGUGUCCCACAGGAGCCAAAGUGACUGCCCCCAUAGCAUAAUGGGCCCUCUAUUUGGUGCCAUUCAUUUAGAUGAUAGCAUAUCUGGAUGUGCAACUGACCUGGUGUAACAGGAAAUGUCACCCAUCCUGACAGUUAACAUUUGAAUUGACCCUCACUCCAGCCUCAAUGAUCCCUUGCCCACUGCAGUUGCAAGUUAACAUUUUGGUGGAAUCGGUAUGGAAACAUACAGUGACCAUAUGUUCCAGAGCCACACGUUCCACAAUGUACAUUGAACUGUGAGUUCCAAAACGUGUAUGGCUGCCCCAGCGUUGUUUUCUGUCAUUAGAUAUGUCACAUGUUGCCACAUACCCAGCUUUACAGAGCAGGCAAGCUUCUGACUUCCAUACUUUGUGAAGAAGUAUAGAUGUAUUACAUCUUAUCAUAAUGUUAUGGACUUAUUACCUUUCAGCCAAUUUCCUCAGAUGUUCACAACACUAGCAUAGAUCCAUUGUACCAACUUUUGAGGUGCUAGUUCCCAACUGCAAUGCCACUUUAACUUGCCCUUUGCUAAAGUCAUUUACAUCAUUAAAUUUACAUGUUUGCAGCUCAUCUUACUGAUAGAACAAAAAGUGUAAAUAUCUGGUCUGCUUAUAUACUUGUAAACUGCUUAUUGCAUCAUGUGCAUACAACAUGGUGUUCAUUCUUCUCAUGAACAGUGUUCAUGACAUUUUUGCCCAUCAGUGCAUCUUCAUUUAAAUGGGUCAGAUGCGGAAAUGUGUAAUCUAAGAAAUUCAUCAUGCUUGGCUGCCAUUUACACUAGUGCACAAUAGCUAUAUUUUUUUGUGAAAUAUUUUUGUUUCACAAAGCUCUGUACAUAAUUCAGAGAUAAUAUAGGUAAGUGUUAUCCACCAAAGCUCUUAAUUACUUGUUCAGCAUCUAAUACUGCGUAAGUUCUACAAAAAAAAAAAAAAAA